AUGCGACACUUGGAGUCACGCGCGCAACGAAUGGGGAUGCGAUUUGAAUCACGAUUUCCGGACCGGACCAGAGUGCCUCUAUUUCGGCAAAUUACGGCAAAUUUUACUGGGAUUAUUGAAAGCUAUUUUCAGGCGGCAUUUUAUGUUCUCAAACAGCCGAGCACAAUGAUAGCUGUGCCCACGUUAGAAAGCAUUAUGAGAACUCAUUUGGCAACUGAACAGUACGACAAAGAUUUUCUAUGGUACAUUUUGUUGGGAGAACCACAGAAAUUAAUCGAACCACAUUAUGCUGAUUUUUACACUAAAUUUGUCCAAGAACUGAUAUUGGAACCUGGAACGGAAGAUAACCCGACUCCAUUUUUUAUGCAUGCAAUGAAAGCAUGGAAAUUGUUCUUCAUGUUGGAGCUAAGCAGCUCACAAGACUGGAUUCAAGCCGUCAUAGAACCAUGGACAGAUCGAUACAGUGGGAGUUUGAGUAAAAUUCACGAUGAAUGGAGCCUUCUGUUUAUCGAUGAAUUUUGUCGAGCGUAUCAUCGUUACAAAGAUCGAAAGUUAGUCAUCCCCAAUGGUUUAUGUCCAGACCCAUGCAUUACGCAACCUUGCUUCAAUAUUCCGAACACAGCUUCGUCCAAAUGCACCACUACUGGAACUCAAUGGAAUGAGUUUAAUUGUUCAUGUCAACCCCGAUACAGCUGGAUCAAACCACCCAGGUGGGCAGGACACUGUCAAAUGAAUGAUGACUGUACCAAUUAUUGCAACAUGGAAGGAACACGACGUUGUGAUGUGAUCGAUCAAAAAGAGUUUUGCGUCUGUCGGCCAACAUACAUGGGUCCGACAUGUCACAAGAAACGAGAUCCUUGUAUCGAACUUUCUAGUCCAACCGAGAUUCCGGGGAAUGUGGCGUGUAACGUGAAUCAGGGCGGCAAAUGCGUUGGCACACUGGGUACAAAUACGUAUCACUGCAUGUAA
This is a messenger RNA of Echinostoma caproni, 969 nucleotides long. The record is from the annotation of a GenBank genome assembly. Lineage: Eukaryota; Metazoa; Platyhelminthes; Trematoda; Plagiorchiida; Echinostomatidae.